AUGAUCCGGCGCUACGCGGGGCGCAACGACGUGCACCUGACGGGCGUGCCGGCACAGACGUGCCGCCGCACGUCGGACGCCAUCACCAACCUGGCCCACGAGAACAACGGCAUCAAGAACAGGGUGCGGCAGGAGGGCGGCAUCCCGCCGCUGGUCAGCCUGCUGCACAGCGUGGACCCCAAGGUGCAGCGGGCGGUGGCGGGGUCGCUGCGCACGCUGGCCUUCAAGAAUGACGAGAACAAGAACAUCAUCGUGGACCUGGGAUCCCUGCCCCUCCUCAUUCAAAUGCUGCGCGCGGAGGACACAACCAUACACUACGAGGCCGUGGGCGUGAUUGGCAACCUGGUGCACUCCAGCGCCGUCAUCAAGAAGCGCGUGCUGGAGGAGGGCGCGCUGCAGCCCGUCAUCAACCUCCUCUCAUCAAGCUGCACAGACUCGCAGCGAGAGGCGGCGCUGCUGCUGGGGCAGUUUGCCACAGCCGAGGGCGACUACAAGCACAAGAUAGUGCAGCGGGGCGCGGUGCCGCCGCUGAUAGAGAUGCUGAGCAACGACGACAACCAGCUGCGGGAGAUGGCGGCCUUUGCACUGGGCCGCCUGGCGCAGAACAGCGACAACCAGGCGGGCAUCGUGGCGCAGGGGGGGCUGCCGCCGCUGCUGGACCUGCUGGAGACGUGCCAGUCCAACCUGCAGCACAACGCGGCCUUUGCGCUGUACGGCCUGUCCGACAACGAGGACAACCUGCUGGAGUUUGUGAGGGAGGGCGCGGUGCAGCGCAUCCACGAGUGCGAGCUGGUGGUGCAGGCGUCCAAGGACUGCGUCAACAAGCUGACCAAGCGGCUGCAGGACAAGCUGUCCACACGCAUCCUGGGCCAGAUCAUGUACGUCAUGCAGUCCAGCCAGGCGGCGGGCAAGCAGCGCAUCGCGGUGGCUCUCUCCCAGCUGACCUCCAAGGAGCAGCCCAGCGGCGCGCAGCUGCGCCUCAUCUUCCUGGAGAAGAAGGCGCUGGACGUGCUGCUGGACAUGGUGCAGGACCCUCACAUGCCCGUGGACAUGCAGCGCUCCGCCGCCAAGUCGCUGUACCGCCUGGCGGAGAGCUGCGGGGCGGCUGACCGCGCGUCGGUGGACGACAUCAUGCCCAAGGAGCCCACGGUGGGGGGCGGGCGCGGGGAGCAAACGCUGCUGGGCGUGGCGUAUGUGAACAACCCCAAGUCCAGCGACGUCACGUUUGUGGUGGAGGGGCGCCCCUUCCACGCGCACCGCGCGGGCCUGCUGGGCAGCUCCGAGAUCUUCCGCACCAUGUUUGACGGGCACUACCGCGAGAAGGACGCCUCCACCAUCCCCAUCCCCAACAUCCGGUGGGAGGUGUUUGAGAAGAUGAUGGUGUGCAUCUACACAGGCAAGGUGGAGGUCACCCCGGAUCUGGCCCAGGAGCUGCUGGAGGUGGCCGACCAGUACAUGCUGGAGACGCUGAAGCACCUGUGCGAGCAGGCCAUCACUGACCAGCUGGCACCCGACAACGUCAGCGCCGCCUACGACCUGGCCGACAACUACAAUGCGCCCGAGCUGAGCAAGCAGUGCGCGCUCUACUGCCUGCGCGAGCAGCCCGAGAUGGUCAAGGGGGGCAGCAAGACCACGCCCGCCUCCUACGCAAUCGUCAUGCAGAAGAUGGCGCCGCGCCUGCGGGAGGCCGUCACAGACGCCAUCAACGAAAAGAGCAACGCCAUGGUGUCGUGA
Chlorella variabilis is the source of this 1734-nucleotide messenger RNA. RefSeq lists its product as hypothetical. Gene Ontology annotation, molecular function: protein binding. Lineage: Eukaryota; Viridiplantae; Chlorophyta; Trebouxiophyceae; Chlorellales; Chlorellaceae. The record is from RefSeq and is a predicted model, not a curated record. Bases 1 to 1734 code for a protein of 577 amino acids. The transcript has 9 exons.